Molecule: messenger RNA, 1054 nt
Organism: Benincasa hispida (wax gourd)
Lineage: Eukaryota; Viridiplantae; Streptophyta; Magnoliopsida; Cucurbitales; Cucurbitaceae
Product: serine/arginine-rich SC35-like splicing factor SCL30A
Molecular function (GO): RNA binding
Source: RefSeq, a predicted model, not a curated record
CUCGAACAUAAAAUGGGCUUUCGAGCCUCGAGGUAUAGAAGGCAAAAGAAGGAACACCGGAGAAUUUUGCUCUUCCUGAUUGAACGAAAACGCUCCGUUUGCUGUCUCAGUUCUCCGAUUCUCAGGAAAUAGAAGAUGAGAGGUAGAAGUUACAGUUACAGUCCAUCACCACCAAGAAGUUAUGGCAGGAGAUAUCGUAGUCCUAGUCCAAGGGGUCAUGGAAGUCGUAGAAGGGAUCUGCCAACGAGUCUUUUGGUUAGGAACUUAAGGCACGACUGCAGGCCAGAGGACCUACGUGGAUUAUUUGGGCGGUUUGGUCCUCUUAAGGACAUUUACUUGCCACGAGAUUAUUAUUCUGGAGAACCACGUGGUUUUGGAUUUGUUCAAUUCGUUGAUGCUGCUGAUGCUGCUGAUGCCAAGUAUGAAUUGGAUGGCCAAGUUCUCCUGGGUCGUGAAAUAACUGUCGUGUUUGCUGAGGAGAACAGGAAGAGACCUGAAGAGAUGAGAGCACGAGACUCAUCGAGGGGUCGGUCCUACAGUUACAGCCACAGGCACUCCCCAUUGCGAUAUUCACAAUCCCCGCACUACGAUCGAAAAUAUUCACGUAGUCCAGAGUAUUAUUCCCCUGCUCGGUCCAGACAAUACUCAAGGUCAAUCUCGCCAAGGGGCCGGAGGUACAGGGAGCAAUCCUACUCGAGGUCACCAUAUAAUUCAAGGGGCCGCAGUUAUAGCUGAAGCAGGAGUCGUAGCUAUAGCCGAAGUUAUUCUAGGUGAGUAAAAAUACUUGAAGUUUUAUUCUAGGUGAGUAAAAAUACUUGAAGUUUUAAGAAGCCAGCCGAGUUUUCUGAAGACGCAGAAACUACGAUGUUAGAGAUAUUUGGAAUUUGGAUUUCGGAGGCUUGUAUAUGAGUUAGAAAAUACUUGGCUUAGAGCCAACUGAUUUUAUGCUCUUAUUGAACAAAUUUAUGAACUUUGUGGUUGUUCUCUCCAUGUAGUUAGAAACUUUGGAUUUUUAGACUUCAUCUAAAAGAUACUCCAAACAUUUCUAUCCAAA